Messenger RNA from Cherax quadricarinatus, 3683 nucleotides. RefSeq names its product charged multivesicular body protein 1 (gene Chmp1). The record is from RefSeq and is a predicted model, not a curated record. Gene Ontology annotation, cellular component: ESCRT III complex; multivesicular body. NCBI's taxonomy places the organism in Eukaryota, Metazoa, Arthropoda, Malacostraca, Decapoda, Parastacidae. Gene Ontology annotation, biological process: late endosome to vacuole transport; protein transport; endosome transport via multivesicular body sorting pathway.
UAGCUAGUGUUACAGCCAGCACAGCCACAGCUGCUAGCUAGUGUUGCGGUAGUGUGGGUGAGGGGAGGUACAUCUCGCUGCUCGCUACACUUCACAUCAAUCUCAAGCAACAUGUCCUGGUUUGGUGGGAAUUCAGACAAGAAAAUGCAGGACUGUAUGUUCCAGCUGAAAUUUUGUGGGAAACAAAUGGAGAGACUUUCUAAGAAGGCAGAGAAGGACCAAAAGAUUCAGGAAGGAAAGAUUAGGAAAGCUCUUCAACAGGGCAAUGUUGAAGGUGCCAGAAUUUACGCUGAAAAUUCAAUACGAAAGAAGAAUGAAUCGCUCUCUUACUUGCGGAUGGCAUCAAAAAUUGAUGCUGUUGAGUCCAGGAUCCAAUCAGCAAUGGCUAUGAAAGGGGUCACCAAAAACAUGGGGUCGGUGGUAAAAGCUUUGGAUCAAGCCCUUAAUGCUAUGGACUUGCAGAAAGUUUCUUCCAUUAUGGAUAAAUUUGAGUCACAGUUUGAGGACUUGGAUGUGAGAACAUCAGUACUAGAAGAUAGCAUGGGUGCAGCUACAACAUUAAGCACCCCAAAAGAGGCUGUGGAUGCUCUUAUCCAGCAGGUGGCAGAUGAGGCAGGUCUUGAAGUGAUGGAUCAAGUCAAUGCUCAGUCUGUGCCAGCAGGAACACUUACUGCUGGUGAACGCACUGCUGACCAUGAAGAUCAGCUCAGCAGACGGCUUGCUGCUCUCAGGAAUUAGUAUUGAACCACCUUGGUAAGGGGCCAUGAAUACUUUAUGUAUGCAAACAUAAUAUAUAAACUCAUACAGACUUGAUUUUGUUGCAGAAUAUGACUUACUAUAUUUUAUCAGUGGCUGACAGGUUAAAAGAGCAUAAUUCCAUUCUGCACUUCCAUUGCAGAAUGGAAUUAUGCCCUCUUCAAAAUACAUAUUAAAGUAAUUCAUUAUAUUAUUAGUAUUAAGCAGACAGAGAAAGGUGUUUAUUCACAAGAGUGUUUUUACUUAUUUUGCUUUAUAUACUUUAUACAAAUCUUUCUUUAAUUUAAUUGGAGACUUCUAAAUAAAAUGUACAGUGGAACCUCAUAUUUCGAACGUAUUGCUUAUCGAACUCUUCGAAAAUAGAACCCUUUUUUCGAACCAACUUUGUCCCUAUUAUCGAACUCGCCCCUAUUUUCGAAUCGCCAGGUACCAGACCUGUCCGGCAGCCCACUCUGUCUGCAUCUCCACACAGGCGCUGUGAGCCAGUCUGGUUUUGUUGAUGCUUGAGUGAACACUAACCUGCGCUCUCAUUCAAACAUUUCACGAUUAUUUCAUUGUGUUUAGUGCUUGUGGGACUGUGAAAUAGGCUACAAUGGGCCCAAAGAAACUUGCUAGUGGUACCCCUGUGGUAAAGAAAGUGAGAAACACCAUAGAUGUGAAGAAGGAAAUAAUACAGAAAUGGAAUGAUGUCCAAGUGGAAUGAUGUCCAAAUAUUUAUGGAGAAGUACCACCCUGAGCAAGGUGAAACAAGCCAUCUUUGCAACAAGUUCAGUGACAGAACCAUGUCCAAUUUUAGGGAAAUCUUUAAGAGGCACCAGAAACAGAGGACUGUGGACAGUUAUUUUGUGAGACAGGGGUCCAGUGACUCUCAAGCUGGUCCUAGUGGCAUUAAAAGACAGAAGGGAAGUAACCCCAGAGAGGGCUUUGAUACCUGAAGUCCUCAUGGAGGGGGAUUCUCCUUCCAAACACUAGCCCCAACUCCCUCUCUCCUCCUCCCUAUCUUCCAGAUACCAUCACCAAUCUUCAAUAAAGGUAAGUAAAAUGUUAUUUUAUAUGUUUAUUUAAAUUUAUUAAUACAUAAUUGAGCACUAUAUUUGUUGUAUGUAGAACUAUAAUUAAUCUCUAUAAAAUGUAUUUUUUUGUGUGUGAAUAUUUUUGUGUUUCUGGAACGGAUUAAUUUUAUUUCCAUUAUUUCUUAUGGGUAAUAUUGCUUCGCUUUUCAGACUUUUCGAAUUUAGAACUAACUCCUGGAACGGAUUAAGUUCGAUAUUUGAGGUUCCACUGUAAUCUGAGACAACUCUUGAAAUUUUGUUGUAAAGGAAAUCCACUUGGCACUUGGUGAUUGUAAUUAUCUUUCAGGGUGAGUUUUUGUCUCGCUAAGAUAGUUCAUCAUUCCAGUUAUUUGCUGGAAUGACCAGCUAUCAUUCCAGCAAAUUAAGUGUUUAAAGUAUAAUGUCAUCAGUUAUAGUAAAAAUAGGAUACUGUGGAUUUUUUUUUUUUAUUUUUUGCUGAAACUAUUUCUGUUAUUUUCACAAUAUAUUGUAACUACUUACAUCUUUAAUGUAUUGUUCCCUUUGGUGAUUUCCCCACCCUUGUACUUAUUUUAAUCAAAUGUAGAACCUUCUCAAGACAUUUCAGAUGACUAAGUAUUAGAAAGGCUCAUGCUGGAGCACUGGAGACAUUGGCAUAGUUACUACAGAUGUGAGUCACUUCUGGCACUCAGAAAGUUGAAUGAGAAUUGUUAUUAACUAGUACACGAAAAUGAGAAGACAUGAAAAGGCAUGUACAAGUGAAUAAAAAGAUGGUGAUGGAAAGAUGAAGAUCAAGCUGCACUAGUGCAAGUAAGAGUUCCACCAUUAAUGGGAAAGAUGUGCUCCUCUUUUCCUUGACAGUGCUUGUAUGAGCAAUGUACACCAAUCUGCACAUUAUCCUUAAUACAGUAUUUAAGUAAGCAUUAUCUUUAUACUGUAUUAUUUAUUAUUAUGGAUUGUUUUGACAAUAGUUGUAGGGUUACGUUGAACUUUGGGUGUCUUGGGGAAAUGCAGCAUAAUAAACAGCUUGAGGUCCUCUAAGAGGAAAGUUUCAUAAUAAUUUUUUGUUAGGGAGUGGAAUAUUUUAAGAAGUACUUUGCCUAAUAUUGGAAUCUUUUUUUUUUUUACCAACUGUAUUCCACCGAAGUAGGGGAACCCAUUAACCUUUAAACAGUGUCUAACGUACUAGGACGCACAAUUUUUCAUACCUUCAAAUUUGCCACCUGCCAAUAUUUUUGACCACAACACUUUGGGUCUUCUACAGUCUAUUCAUACAUAUGAAAAAAGUCUAAGGCCAAGAGGAUCCACACAGUGCAUCAUGGUUAACUACACAGGUGAUGUCUGUGUCUUACAUACUAGUAUGCCUAACUACCAUAUGUAACUAUUGAAACCAGGAGCUGUUGUUCCACCACUAACUUCUCUGCUAGCCAACAGGGUGUGGAAGUGGCAUGAAGGCGACUUAUUCAUUCCAAAUUUAUUACAGUUUCAUGAUACUAACAGUGGAAUUCAGCCACAAAUCAUACUAAGUAUACUUCAACAAACCAGACAUAUCCCACCAAGGCAAGAUAACCUAAAAAGAAAAACGAAAGUUUCUUUUUUUAAAUUUAGUAAUGUAUAUAGGAGUAGGAGUUACUAGCCCCUUGCUCCCGGCAUUUUAGUCACCUCUUACAACAUGCAUGGCUGACAGAGGAAGAAUUCUGUUCCAUUUUCCCAUGGAGACUUAAUGUAUAUGUAUUUAACCCAAUAUAAUACCGUAAAGUCAAACAGUGCAACUUAUUUCCAUGUUUUCAGGAAUAUUACACUGAAACCGUAAUAUUUGUUGUAUAUAGCAUUAGAACAAGAAAAUAGUAAAAAAAAAAGAAAUAAAAACAAUUCCAUAUAUAUACAGCCUCUCCU